Medicago truncatula (barrel medic) is the source of this 2821-nucleotide messenger RNA. RefSeq names its product primary amine oxidase. The coding region runs from base 459 to 2654 and encodes 731 amino acids. NCBI's taxonomy places the organism in Eukaryota, Viridiplantae, Streptophyta, Magnoliopsida, Fabales, Fabaceae. Gene Ontology annotation, molecular function: copper ion binding; quinone binding; primary methylamine oxidase activity. Gene Ontology annotation, biological process: amine metabolic process. The transcript is spliced from 5 exons. The record is from RefSeq and is a predicted model, not a curated record.
CGUCACUAAUUCAAUGUCGUAUAGUGCUAGUGCUAACGUUGUAAUCAAUGUCUCAAAUGUUAGCUUCUUACCAUAUAUUUCGAAUCUCAUCACACAUCCUUAAACACAAGAAGAAACGUAUCAUCAAAGUCUACUUCACACUCCACCAUCUUCUUUUCAAUAAUAGAGAUAUAUAAUAUGAAAAUUUGCAUAUUUGAAUCUUAGGUUGUGUUGUGGUUCAUGUUUCAUGGUGGUGAAGCUGAUGAAGAACAAGGGAAACUAAAGAUUCACAUGUCCAAGUCCCAUAUUGUACUAGCUGAUACUUGAAGUGUUUGGUGCACCCUUAGCCACAGUCUUUACUUUUGUCCCAUUGUUACAAGUCUCUGACAAUUUAUAUUCACGUGUGUGAAACUUGCAUCCUGUGUAUUAUUCAGCACUAUAUAGUACACCCUCUCUGUGUAAUUUCUACACAAACUAACAUGGAUGCUAGAAAUUUGUUGAAGUUCCUGGUUUUUUCAUUUGGUAUAGCACUAGUUAUACUUGCUACCUGGUUUCACCUUCCUUCAUCAUUCAACAAAGAAGCUCUAGACUGCAACAUCUUCUCUGGAUGGUGCACCUCAAAGAACCGUUUUCAAUCUUCAAAUCCAAUCCACAAACCAUCCUUCUCCACUCGCCGUCAACAACCAAACCAUGAAUCCGAUGAACCUCGCCACCCUUUAGACCCUCUAACCAUCCAAGAAUUCAACAAAGUUCGUGCGAUCCUCUCGACACACCCUCUUUUUAAGUCCUCAAACAGUUACACUCUCAAUUCCAUUGUUCUAGAAGAACCAGACAAAGAACUUGUCCUCAAAUGGAAAAAUGGUCAACCAUUACUUCCUAGGAAAGCCUCUGUGGUUGCACUUGAUAAACGUGUCACUCACACUCUCACUGUUGAUCUUAGCACAAGUGAAAUAACCAACCAUGAAACAAGGCCAGGUUCUUCUGGAUACCCUACAAUGACACUUGAGGAAAUGGUUGCUGUACUCGAUGUUCCAUUGAAGAGUGGCGAGUUUAACAGCACGAUUAGAAAACGCGGUGUGAAUUUAGCAGACCUUGCAUGCCUUCCAGUCGCUUCAGGGUGGUAUGGAACACCGGUUGAAGAGAAUAGAAGAUUGAUUAAGGUGCAGUGUUAUUCAAGCAAAGGCACUGUCAAUUUCUACAUGAAACCGAUAGAAGGUUUAACUGUGUUGGUUGAUAUGGAUAAGAGAGAGGUUGUGUCCAUUACAGAUAAUGGACUAAACAUUCCUGUCGCAAAUGGUAUCGACACUGAUUACCGUUACUCAGUUCAGAAACUCAACGGAGAGUUGAACUUGAUAAAUCCAAUUUCCUUGGAACAACCAAAAGGUCCAAGCUUUACAGUUGAUGGACAUUUGGUGAAAUGGGCUAAUUGGGAAUUUCAUCUCAAACCCGACCCUAGAGCUGGAACCAUUAUUUCUCAAGCUAAAGUGAGAGAUCCAGAUACAUUAGAGAUGAGAAAUGUUAUUUACAAAGGGUUCACUUCUGAACUUUUUGUGCCUUAUAUGGAUCCUACUGAUGGAUGGUAUUUUAAGACAUACAUGGAUGCUGGUGAGUAUGGAUUUGGUUUGCAAGCAAUGCCUUUAGACCCUUUAAAUGAUUGUCCAAGAAAUGCUUACUACAUGGAUGGAGUGUUUACUUCUGCUGAUGGAACACCAUAUGUUCAACCAAACAUGAUUUGCAUUUUUGAGAGUUAUGCUGGUGACAUUGCUUGGCGACACGCCGAGUGUCCAAUCACUGACAUUAAGGUUACAGAAGUGAGGCCAAAGGUGACACUGGUGGUUAGAAUGGCAGCAGCAGUGGCAAACUAUGACUAUAUCAUGGAUUGGGAAUUUCAAACAGAUGGGCUAAUCAGAUCCAAGGUUGGACUAAGUGGUAUCUUGAUGGUGAAAGGAACAACCUAUGAUCACAUGAACCAAGUACCAGACCAAGAAUAUCUGUAUGGAACCCUUUUAAGCGAAAACAUUAUCGGUGUAAUCCAUGACCAUUACGUCACAUAUUACCUUGACAUGGACAUUGAUGGCUCAGACAAUUCAUUUGUAAAGGUAAACAUAAAGAAGCAAGAAACCUCUCCAGGAGAGUCACCAAGAAAGAGUUACCUGAAAGCUGUGAGAAAAGUGGCUAAGACAGAAAAAGAUGCUCAAAUAAAGCUUCAACUAUAUAACCCGUCCGAAUUUCAUAUGGUGAACCCUUCAAAGAAAACUAGAGUGGGGAACCCUGUUGGGUACAAAUUGGUUCCAGGUGCUACAGCAGCUAGCUUACUUGAUCAUGAUGAUCCACCACAAAAGAGAGCAGCUUUUACAAAUAACCAAAUUUGGGUCACUCCUUAUAACAAGAGUGAGGAAUGGGCAGGUGGCUUGCUUGUUUACCAGAGCCAAGGCGAUGAUACUCUUCAAGUGUGGUCUGACAGGGAUCGUCCAAUUGAGAACAAGGACAUUGUGUUAUGGUACACAGUAGGGUUCCAUCAUGUACCAUGUCAAGAGGACUACCCUAUCAUGCCUACUGUAUCUUCAAGCUUUGAUCUGAAGCCAGUCAAUUUCUUUGAAAGAAAUCCAAUCCUAAGAAUGCCACCAAAUUUCCAAGAUGAUUUACCUGUUUGCAAGGCACAAGAUUCAGCUUGAGAUCCUAUCUAUUGCUUUUAGUCUUUUUUUUCUUUUCUUUUUUUGUCAAUGCUUUUAGUCUUAACUAUGUGUAUAAAUGAUGUCGAAACAAACUCGUGGCUUUAAAUAAUUUAGUAACGGUAAUGGUCAAACUUUGACUGUAAUGUGAAAAUAUGUAGAAUGUUUCA